Molecule: messenger RNA, 875 nt
Organism: Momordica charantia (bitter melon)
Lineage: Eukaryota; Viridiplantae; Streptophyta; Magnoliopsida; Cucurbitales; Cucurbitaceae
Product: histone deacetylase-like protein
Molecular function (GO): zinc ion binding
Source: RefSeq, a predicted model, not a curated record
CAGAGUAAAGAUUCUGCAAGUCGAAGCAAGCAACUCUUGAAAUUCCGUCUCCUCUUCCAUGGCGAACGAAGCCGGCUCCUCCUCUUCGAACCUUCCGCCAUGCAUAAUUGAAGAAGAAGGUGAAGAGCAGUUAUUCGGCGCCGAAGCGGGAUGGGUAGAAGCCCUGACUUAUUGCGAUCACCUGGCUUCGCUGUCUUCCGACCUCGCUCACAUUCCGACCCCUGAUACUGCCUGCAGCGAAUGUCAGAAUCCCAAGGAGAACUGGUUGUGCUUAUGCUGCAAGAAUAUCCUCUGUAGCCGUUUUGUGAACAAGCACAUGCUUCAACAUUAUCAGCAAUCAACUCAUUGCCUUGCACUCAGCUACAGUGAUUUGUCGGUUUGGUGUUUCUCCUGCGAUGCGUAUUUAGAUGCACAAGUGAUUCAAGAACUACGACCAGUAUAUGAAGUUGCCUAUAUAUUGAAAUUCGGCGAGGCCCCACCAUUUCGUUCGUGUUAAUCAUCCUGCAGGGAGGACUGAAACUUCGGACUAGUGUUAUAGUUUUGAUAGUCUUGAUAUCUUAGAUGUCUUGGUCUCUUGGUUUGCAGAAGUGAGAAUUUCAAGCAAAUUGCAACGAUCUUCAAUAUGGAUUGGUUUGGGUUAUCAGAUGCUCAUGAUAAGGUGUUGAUGGUUUCUUUUACAGAAAUUUAGGGAUAUAUUGGAAUCUCCUAUCUUGUUCAAGAAAAUUGAAGGGAAUUUUUACUCAAUAACAUUAAUGAAAUCAGCCCUCCAUUUUUCUCAUUCUUUGUUUUCAAGCAGUUUCAAGUGUUGGCUUUUUGGACUGGAGAAAUUCUGCUUCUUUUUUGGCUGGAAAGAAAUUUCUAGGCAGUUUCAACUA